Messenger RNA from Aricia agestis (brown argus), 729 nucleotides. Its product is annotated as histidine-rich glycoprotein-like. NCBI's taxonomy places the organism in Eukaryota, Metazoa, Arthropoda, Insecta, Lepidoptera, Lycaenidae. The transcript has a single exon. The record is from RefSeq and is a predicted model, not a curated record. The coding region runs from base 1 to 729 and encodes 242 amino acids.
AUGAGGUCGGUUGUGGCUAUCGGUCUGCUAUGCCUAGCGGCGGCGUGCGCCAGGGAGUUGGGUGAGGAGGAGAAGGACCUGGUCGCGGCGGCCAGCGGCAAGUCCCAUCACCACGAGGAAGGAGGUGGCAAGGAGCACCACGGCCAUCAUCACCACGAGCACGGUGAAAAGGGCCACAAGGGGCACAAGGGACACCACCAUCACCACAAGGGCGAGCACGGUGAUCACGGCAAACAUCAUCACGCCGGUCAUCACCACGAGCACGGUGGCGGACACAAGAAGCACUGGGACGAGCACGACCACCACGGCCAUCACCACGAGAAAGGCCACCAUCACAAGGGAGGCAAACACGGGCACCACGAGCACCACGACAAGGGAGAGAAGACCGACGGCUACCACAAGAAGUACCACAAGGACCACUUCCACAAGGACCAUCACUUCUACGACGAUCACCACAAGGAGGGCAAGCACCACAAGCACGGGGACCACCACGGUCAUCAUCACAAACACGGGGGCGGUCACAAGAAGGGCGGACAUCACGAGAGCGGCCACCACGAUCAUCAUCACGGCAAGAAGGGUCAUCACGACAAGCACCACUACGACGAGGAUCACCACGGCCACAAAGGUCAUCACGGUCACGAGGAGCAUCAUCAUCAUCAUCACGACCAUGGCAAGAAGGGCGGCCAUCACGAUCACAAAGACUGGGGCUUCCAUCAUGGAAAGCAUUGA